Messenger RNA from Rhinolophus ferrumequinum (greater horseshoe bat), 3973 nucleotides. It is a transcript of the gene SMO, whose product is annotated as smoothened, frizzled class receptor. The transcript has 12 exons. Gene Ontology annotation, cellular component: plasma membrane; cilium; dendrite. Gene Ontology annotation, molecular function: patched binding; transmembrane signaling receptor activity. Bases 522 to 2888 code for a protein of 788 amino acids. Gene Ontology annotation, biological process: central nervous system development; positive regulation of smoothened signaling pathway; smoothened signaling pathway. NCBI's taxonomy places the organism in Eukaryota, Metazoa, Chordata, Mammalia, Chiroptera, Rhinolophidae. The record is from RefSeq and is a predicted model, not a curated record.
AUUCCAGAGAGCCGAGCGAGCUAGAGCAACAAAGGAGCCGGGUAGUCGGCGGGGAGAAGUCGGGGGGCUGCGUUGCGCUCCGGCGAAGGUGGUGGCUGGGCCCCGGGCUGGCGCGGGGGCGGCGCCCGGGACUUAGUCCCGCACUCCCAUCCCGCGCCUGGCCUCCAUCGCGGGGCCCGGAGGUGGUUUUAAUGGUGGGAGCGGGGAUGGGGCUGGAGGUUGGGGGCCCAGGGGGCUCCCGGCGCUGAAGACCACUUGGAUUGCCAGGUGAAGGGGUGGGGGGUUGCGCAUCCCGGCCUGGGCCUCGGUCGCCCAACAUGGGCCCCGGCUUCCAAAGUUUGCGAAGUUGGGCGCCAAGGGCCCGCGGCGCGCGGAGCGUCCGGGGGAGCCGGGCACCGGACUCGUGGGGCGCACAGGUCGCCUGAGUCGCCUCCGCGGCCCCAAAGGUUGCGCGUGUGGCCGGGGGGCUCCGGGGAGCGGGCGGGGGCGCCAGGGCUUGUGCUGAGUUGGCGAGUUUGGCCAUGGCCGCUGCCUGCCUCGUACGGGGGCCGGAGCUCCUGCUCCUGGGGCUGCUGCUGCUGCUUCUGGGGGGCCCCGGCCGGGGGGCCGCCUUGAGCGGGAACGCGACCGGGCCUGGGCCGCGGAGCGCGGGCGGGAGCGCCAGAAAGAGCGCGGCGGUGACCGGCCCGCCGCCGCUGCUGAGCCAUUGCGGCCGGGCCGCCCCCUGCGAGCCGCUGCGCUACAACGUGUGCCUGGGCUCGGCGCUGCCCUACGGGGCCACCUCCACGCUGCUGGCCGGGGACUCGGACUCACAGGAGGAAGCGCACGGCAAGCUGGUGCUCUGGUCUGGCCUCCGGAAUGCCCCCCGCUGCUGGGCAGUGAUCCAGCCCCUGCUGUGUGCUGUGUACAUGCCCAAGUGUGAGAACGACCGGGUAGAGCUGCCCAGCCGCACCCUCUGCCAGGCUACUCGUGGCCCCUGCGCCAUCGUGGAGAGGGAACGGGGCUGGCCUGACUUCCUGCGCUGUACCCCUGACCACUUCCCCGAGGGCUGCCCGAAUGAGGUGCAGAACAUCAAGUUCAACAGUUCAGGCCAGUGUGAGGCUCCCUUGGUUCGGACCGACAACCCCAAGAGCUGGUACGAGGACGUGGAGGGCUGUGGGAUCCAGUGCCAGAACCCACUCUUCACGGAGGCCGAACACCAGGACAUGCACCGCUACAUCGCCGUCUUCGGUGCCAUCACGGGCCUCUGCACGCUCUUCACGCUGGCCACUUUUGUGGCUGACUGGCGGAAUUCGAAUCGCUACCCUGCAGUUAUUCUCUUCUAUGUCAAUGCGUGUUUCUUUGUGGGCAGCAUUGGCUGGCUGGCCCAGUUCAUGGAUGGUGCCCGCCGGGAGAUCGUCUGCCGUGCAGAUGGCACCAUGAGGCUUGGGGAGCCCACCUCCAACGAGACCCUGUCCUGCGUCAUCAUCUUUGUCAUUGUGUAUUACGCCCUGAUGGCUGGUGUCGUCUGGUUUGUGGUCCUCACCUAUGCCUGGCACACCUCCUUCAAAGCCCUGGGCACCACUUACCAGCCUCUCUCAGGCAAGACCUCCUAUUUCCACCUGCUCACGUGGUCACUCCCCUUUGUCCUCACUGUGGCAAUCCUCGCUGUGGCCCAGGUGGAUGGGGACUCCGUGAGUGGCAUCUGUUUCGUGGGCUACAAGAACUACCGAUACCGUGCUGGCUUCGUGCUGGCACCAAUUGGCCUGGUGCUGAUUGUGGGAGGUUACUUCCUCAUCCGAGGAGUCAUGACUCUGUUCUCCAUCAAGAGUAACCACCCGGGGCUGCUGAGUGAAAAGGCUGCCAGCAAGAUCAACGAGACUAUGCUGCGCCUGGGAAUUUUUGGCUUCCUGGCCUUUGGCUUUGUGCUCAUCACCUUCAGCUGCCACUUCUACGACUUCUUCAACCAGGCUGAGUGGGAGCGUAGCUUCCGGGACUACGUGCUGUGCCAGGCCAAUGUGACCAUCGGGAUGCCCACCAAGAAACCCAUCCCCGACUGUGAGAUCAAGAAUCGCCCUAGCCUCCUGGUGGAGAAGAUCAACCUAUUUGCCAUGUUUGGAACCGGUAUUGCCAUGAGCACCUGGGUCUGGACCAAGGCCACGCUGCUCAUCUGGAGGCGCACCUGGUGCAGGUUGACUGGGCAGAGUGAUGAUGAGCCCAAACGCAUCAAGAAGAGCAAGAUGAUUGCCAAGGCCUUCUCCAAGCGGCGCGAGCUGCUGCAGAACCCAGGCCAGGAGCUCUCCUUCAGUAUGCACACCGUCUCCCAUGAUGGCCCUGUGGCAGGGCUGGCCUUUGACCUCAAUGAGCCCUCAGCUGAUGUGUCCUCGGCCUGGGCCCAGCAUGUCACCAAGAUGGUGGCUCGGAGAGGAGCCAUACUACCCCAGGAUGUGUCUGUCACUCCUGUGGCAACUCCAGUGCCCCCAGAGGAAAAAGCCAACCUCUGGCUGGUUGAGGCAGAGAUCUCCCCAGAGCUGGAGAAGCGCCUGGGCCGGAAGAAGAAGCGGAGGAAGAGGAAAAAGGAGGUGUGCCCACUGGUGCCGCCCCCAGAGCUUCACCACCCCGCCCCCACCCCUGCCUCCAGUGCUGUUCCUCGACUGCCACAGCUGCCCCGGCAGAAGUGCCUGGUGGCCACAGGUGCCUGGGGAGCUGGGGAGUCCUGCCGACAGAGAGCCUGGACCCUGGUCUCCAACCCCUUCUGCCCAGAGCCGAGUCCCCUGCAGGAUCCGUUUCUGCCCAGUGCCCCCGCCCCCACCGCCUGGGCUCAGGGCCGCCGGCAGGUGCUGGGGCCCAUUCACUCCCGAACCAACCUGAUGGAGGCAGAGCUCAUGGAUGCAGACUCGGACUUCUGAGCCUGAGAGCAGGACCUGGGACAGGAAAGAGAAACACAUACUGUUCCGAGGCUCUUCCUCCUCCCUGCGAGUGCUUCCCCAGGAUCUCGUCUUCCAGAGAACCUGCGGGCCCAGUGCCUUUGCAGGAGGGUUCUAUAUGUCUGGCUCAUGGCAGCAGGACUGUGAGAAAGAGCCCGGACUGAUCCGUGGGUGGGCCUCAGCCAGGGAGAGGCCCUGGAGUUCAGGCCCUUAUCUCUUCCCUACCAGCUGGAGUCUGGCUAGCAGCACCAGUCUGCAUCAGGAUCAUGGAGUAUGCAGAGCUUUUGGUGGGGCAAAAUGGCAGAGGUAGGGGUGACAGUACGCAGCGUGGGGCUCUGGUGGCCAGGGAGGCAGAUAAAUCCCUAUCUGGCAGAUGAGUGCUGGCUGUCCUUUUCUGUGCCAAUGGGUGCCCCUUCCUGGCACUCAGACCAAAAGUGUUUAUUGUGUCACUAGUCUUUUGUCUAAGUGGGAACGCGCUCCCUGUCCCCUCUUCUAGGUGGUGAUGGUUCUAGGAGUACCUAGUCCCAUAGGAGCUAUAACCUGUCAGCAGGUAUCCAGCUGGCCCCGCCCCAGGCCAGUAACCCACCCUGUGUUCUGCACCCUCCUUUCAGUUCAACCAGGCCAGCCUCUUCCUGUUUUCUGUUUGUGGAUUAGGACCCAGAGUGCAGCCUUCUCCAUCCCACCCUGUGUGGCUGGGCUCAUCUCCAUGAGAUUGAUUCAGCCCCAGAGCCUGGCGUGGGGUAGAAGCAGAGUGAGGGGGAGCCUCUGGUCCUUGGAGAGACACGUGUUGUCUCUUUCUCAUAUCCGUCCUGUGGAGGAUGGGUCCUCUGACUUGAGGGGCUACCCUGGGAAGCUGCUGGAGCUCCAGGCAGGCAGGAAAGCUUCCUUUAAGGUCCACAACCGGUGAGUGAGGAGAUGUCCCACCUCUUAUAAGCCCCCUCCCCAUCCCCAAGGCCCCAGUUUCAAGACCUUAGGAGCAGGAAGCCUUAGGAGCUGGCUGGGUUCCAGAUCGGGGGUAGGGAUGGGGAGAAGAAAUAUAAAUAGUAAAUAAAAGGUUUUUGUAUAAA